AUGAGUUUUUCUGACGACGAAGAUUUUGACGAUAUUUACGGUGACGAUAAUAAGCAAAAAUCUGUGACGAACGACAGCAGCAGCACCAACAACAAUGUGGUUGCCGAAGAGCAUAAGGCGGAGGAAUCUGUAGUCAAAAACGAACAACCUCAGAAUGAGGAAUCCAGCGCGGCGACUGCUUCCGGCGGUAUUGCUGGCGCCGGAAACCCCCCAUCUUCUUCUUUAGACCAAUUGGCUGCCCUUCAAGUCUUAUCGUCCAAUCUGAACCAGCUACAACAACAAUCUACAAGUAAUAGCUCAAAUAAUAAUACUACUAAUUCUUCUGAUAGCACAAAUAAUGAUUCUAAUAAAGGCAUUGCGCAGGAUCAGCUGCUUGCACAGGCGAUGCCUGACUUGUCACAGUUGCAGCAAUUGCAACAGACGAUGACCCAAUUACAACAGCAGGCUGCGCCUCUUACCGCCCAGCAGCAAGAGGCUAGGCAGGUGAAGGCGGAUCUCUCUCGUGAUAUAAACAAGAUGUUUAUUGGCGGUUUGAAUUGGGAAACCACAGAAGACAACUUACGUGAAUAUUUUUCCAAAUAUGGAACGGUCACUGAAGUAAAGAUUAUGCGCGAUGGUACAACCGGUAGGUCGAGAGGUUUUGGGUUUUUAUCAUUUGCGGAUGCUUCAAGUGUGGACGAAGUUGUUAAAACUCAGCAUAUAUUAGAUGGUAAGGUCAUUGAUCCUAAACGGGCAAUUCCAAGGGAGGAACAGGAUAAGACCGGAAAGAUUUUUGUUGGUGGUAUUGGUCCAGAUGUAAGACCGAAAGAAUUUGAAGAGUUUUUCUCAGAGUGGGGGUCUAUCAUAGAUGCCCAACUUAUGUUGGAUAAAGAUACAGGCAGAUCUAGGGGAUUUGGGUUUAUUACAUAUGAUUCUCCUGAUGCUGUCGAUAGGGUUUGUCAAAAUAAGUUCAUUGAGUUCAAGGGAAAGAGAAUUGAGAUAAAACGCGCUGAACCAAGACAGGUCCAGAAACAGAGGACCACUAACCCCUCGCCUACCACUCAGUCAGGGACAUUUAGUAAUAACGGUCAAACCACACAACCGCAGCCGCAGCCGCAACCACAGCAACAGCAAUUCCAAAUGAUGACUAACCCUAUGAUUGCUAACCCAAUGUUCAACCCACAAGCCAUGGCCGAUUAUUAUUCGAAAAUGCAAGAAUAUUAUCAGCAAUCUGGUAUCGAUUAUAGUCAGAUGUAUCAACAGCAAAUGCAGCAGAUGCAGCAGAUGAUGUCGAUGAUGAGUGGUACGGGCAAUGCAGUGGGAACUAUGCCCCCGGCACCAAAUGGUGCUUCUCCUCCAGGAGAUGAUGGCAACGGUGUUCCCACUAUCGGUGAGGACUCUUCGUCUAGUUCAUCUGGCAAGGACAACAACGAAAAAGAAUCAUCUAAUACACGUCAUGAUUCUUACGGUAACAGAGAUAGAGAAAGGUCCCCAGAUUCUCGUAGGGGUCAUAGAAACUAUAAUAAUGAUCGGGAAGAUGGUCAUGGUUUCCGUCGCGAAAACCGUGAUCGUGGCUUUCGUGGUCGUGAGCGCCGUGGCGGUGGAUAUGGUCGAGACAGACGUGGUUACCACCCAUAUUCCAGAUAA
This is a messenger RNA of Eremothecium cymbalariae DBVPG#7215, 1626 nucleotides long. RefSeq names its product Hrp1p (gene HRP1). The coding region runs from base 1 to 1626 and encodes 541 amino acids. Lineage: Eukaryota; Fungi; Ascomycota; Saccharomycetes; Saccharomycetales; Saccharomycetaceae. The transcript has a single exon. The record is from RefSeq and is a predicted model, not a curated record. Gene Ontology annotation, molecular function: RNA binding.